AUGAAUGAACAACCAUUGAAAACCCUCAUCGAGGUGAGGGAAGAUUUCAUGCUUUCACCAGCUGGUGAUAGUGAACCAACACUCAGAACAGCCCAUUUUCUCAAACCAAUUGCAAAUUCCAUUCAUGAAUCAACUUUUAAGGUUAACCCAUUUUCAUCAUCUUCUGUUUCUGGACUAAAGGAGAGACCUUUGACAACCCAUUUUCAUGGCUGGAGAUACAACCAAGAGAAAUGGUUCUAUUGGGUUGAUAAACUUAAACCAAAGUAUGAAAAUUUGUGGAGGAAAGCUAGAAUCUUUCAAGCUAUCAUGAGUACUAAAUGUUACAUACAUAAAUAUGUAAACUUGUUAAUUGGGGUUGUCGAUAAUUGGUGUUCAGAGACAAAUACAUUUGUGUUUCCAUUUGGUGAAGCAACUAUCACUUUAGAGGAUGUCAUGGUUUUAGGAGGUUACCUUCUUGGUGAUCCUGUUUUCACUUCACUUGAAGACCAAGAAUUGAGAGAGGUGCAAAAGAAAUUGAUCCUUGCGAGACAGAAGCUGACAAAUAGGAAACAAAGAAGUCAAAGAACAUUAGCGUGGAUGGAUAUUUUCAUUGAUAAAGGUAGUGAAAUUGAACAUGAAGCAUUCCUUGCUACUUGGUUGUCAAUGUUUGUAUUUCCACAUUUAAGUUUGGUGAAAAGUUGUUUGUUUCCUAUUGCUAUUCAUCUUGCUAGAGGAAAUCCUAUUGCUUUAGCACCUGCAGUUUUAGCUAGCUUAUAUAAGGAUUUAAGUUUUUUUAAGAAAACAAUUGUUGAUUUGUCAAAAUAUCCUAUUGAUGAAGUUACUAUUCGGUCACCCUUUUAUUUAGUUCAAAUUUGGGUAUGGGAGAGAUUCAAAAAUUUACAACCACAACCCAUGUUGAUCAACCAUGGAGACCCUUUUUUACUUAGGUGGCAUAAGGUUAGGUCCGUUCAAAUUAAAAUAGACAGUGUUAAAUUGGCAUUAGAUUCUGCUGCCAAUGAUUUUCUUUGGCGUCCAUAUGUUAGAUAUUCUGAUAAGUGUGAAAUGUUUUAUCCAAAUGAUGAAAUUUGGAUACCAUUUAAGAAAGAUUUGGUGGACGAACAAUUGCUAUCAUUUGUUAUAUCCUUGAGAGUUUCUGAGCUUGUUGGAUUUGACUCCAUAGAGCAGUAUUUGCCACCUAGAGUUUCUAUGCAAUUUGGUUUUGAUCAGGAUGUUCCAAGUUAUGUCCCUAGGUUCAAUGAGACUGAAGAGAUUACUUGGAAAAACUACUGCAGGCCCAUAUAUGAUAAAAAAUUGUAUUUUCCAUCAAGACUUUUUGAGGCAGAUGUUACCUCCCGUUAUUCAAUGUGGUGGAAGCAAUCGGUAUUGGGUAGCAACGAUUUUAUUAAGAAAAUUGUGCAGAGGAAGAGAAGUGCAAGUUCAAGGAAACAUAGAGCUCAUGUAGGAAAUGCAAACAGAAGUGGUAAUGAUGUUGGUGUUCCACCUGGAUUUCCUCCCAAUCUUGUUGACUCUCUUACUUUUUGCAAAAUUUUGUGA
Molecule: messenger RNA, 1533 nt
Organism: Trifolium pratense (red clover)
Lineage: Eukaryota; Viridiplantae; Streptophyta; Magnoliopsida; Fabales; Fabaceae
Product: protein MAIN-LIKE 2-like
Exons: 1
Coding region: 1-1533 (510 amino acids)
Biological process (GO): meristem maintenance; meristem development
Source: RefSeq, a predicted model, not a curated record